Molecule: messenger RNA, 3772 nt
Organism: Miniopterus natalensis
Lineage: Eukaryota; Metazoa; Chordata; Mammalia; Chiroptera; Miniopteridae
Gene: NLRX1
Product: NLR family member X1
Molecular function (GO): protein binding
Source: RefSeq, a predicted model, not a curated record
GGCCCCUAAGCAGCCGCGUCUCUGGAAACCGGGUGCCAAAUAGCAGGAGCUCAGAGGGACCAGGAAAGACUUUCCAGGAGGCAGGACCUUUGGGCAGGAUCUCCAGGGACUGGGCAGGACUCUGACAGGGGAGAGGUCGUUCCGAUCUGAAGAAAGUGUGUGGACACAGUUAGGAAAGUGCAAGCAGGCUCCAGCGAGCCUGGGAAGUGAGGUGUGGGCUUCGGCGGACUCGGAAAUAGCUGGUGUGGGCCAGGGAACCGGGAUAGACGGUGGUGUGCUAAAGCCCUGGGAUCUGACCUUCUCUUCUGCCAUGAGGUGGAGCCACCAUUUGCCCAGGGCCUUUUGGGGCCCUCGCCUGGCAAGAGCACUCCAGCCAGCAGAUGAAAGUAUCCCUUUCGUGAUCCACUGGAACUGGGCCCUUAAAGGGGAGUGUCCUCUUGGGCCCCCUAGGGCCUUUAUACGUCACUACGGAAGCUCAGUGGGCAGUGUUCCCCCAUCAGGGAGGCAUGAACAGUUGUUCCGGAGCAUCUCUGCGGCUGAAGCCAUCCAGCGGCACCGUCGGAACCUGGCCGAGUGGUUCAGCCGGCUGCCCAGGGAAGAGCGCCAGUUUGGCCCUACCUUUGCACUAGACACGGUCCAUGUGGACCCUGUGAUCCGUGAGAGCACCCCCGAUGAGCUUCUUCGCCCACCUUUGGAGCUGGCUCUGGGGCAUCAGCCGCCCCUGGCCAGGCUCCCCACACUGGCCUUGUCUCAGCUCUUUGACCCAGAUGCCUGUGGGCGCCAGGUGCAGACAGUGGUUCUCUAUGGAACCGUGGGCACAGGCAAGAGCACUUUGGUGCGCAAGAUGGUUCUGGACUGGUGUUAUGGGCGGCUGCCAGCCUUUGAGCUGCUCAUCCCCUUCUCCUGUGAGGACCUGUCAUCCCUGGGCUCUGCGCCGGCCUCCUUGUGCCAACUUGUGUCGCAGCGCUACACAUCCCUGAAGGAGAUUCUGCCCCUGAUGGCUGCAGCUGGGUCUCGCUUGCUGUUUAUACUUCAUGGCCUGGAGCGUCUCAACCUAGACUUCCGGCUGGCAGGCACAGGGCUUUGCAGUGACCCUGAGGGGCCAGAGGCGCCAGCUGCCAUCAUAGUCAACCUGCUGCGUAAAUACCUGCUGCCUGAGGCCAGCAUUCUGGUGACCACCCGGCCCUCUGCCAUCGGCCGCAUCCCCAGCAAGUAUGUGGGCCGCUAUGGCGAGAUCUGUGGCUUCUCUGAUACCAACCUGCAGAAGCUCUAUUUCCAGCUUCGCCUCAAUCAGCCAGACUGUGGGCACAGUGCUGGGGAUGCAGGUGUUGCAGCCACGUCUGCUCAGCAUGACAGCCUGGUGGAGAUGCUCUCCAGGAACCUGGAAGGACACCACCAGAUUGCCGCUGCCUGCUUCCUGCCCUCCUACUGCUGGCUUGUCUGUGCCACCUUGCACUUCCUGCACGCCCCCACCCCGGCUGGCCAGACCCUCACAAGCAUCUACACCAGCUUCCUGCGUCUAAACUUCAGUGGGGAGACGCUGGACAGCAGUGACCCCUCCAAGUUGUCGCUGAUGGCCUAUGCAGCCCGCACCAUGGGCAAGUUGGCCUAUGAGGGGGUGUCUUCCCGCAAGACUUACUUCUCUGAAGAGGACGUCCGUGGCUGUCUGGAAGCUGGCGUCAGGACGGAAGAGGAGUUUCAGCUGCUACAUGUCUUCCGCCGGGAUGCCCUGAGAUUUUUUCUGGCCCCGUGCGUGGAGCCAGGGCACCUGGGCUCCUAUGUGUUCACGGUGCCGGCCAUGCAGGAGUACCUGGCUGCCCUCUACAUUGUGCUGGGCUUGCGUAAGACGACUCUGCAGCGGGUGGGCAAGGAAGUGGCUGAACUCGUGGGCCGUGUAGGGGAGGAUGUCAGCCUUGUCCUGGGCAUUGUGGCCAAGCUGCUGCCGCUGAGGGUCCUGCCUCUGCUCUUCAACCUGCUUAAGGUGGUUCCGCGGGUGUUUGGGCGCAUGGUGGGUAAGAACCGCGAGGCCGUGGCCCAGGCCAUGGUGUUGGAGAUGUUCCGGGAAGAGGAUUACCACAAUGAUGACGUCCUGGACCAGAUGGGUGCCAGUAUCCUGGGCGUGGAGGGGCCCCGGCGCCACCCAGAUGAGGCCCCCGAGGAUGAAGUCUUUGAGCUCUUUCCCAUGUUCAUGGGAGGGCUUCUCUCUGCCCAUAACCGGGCCAUGCUGGCUCAGCUUGGCUGCCCCAUCAAGAACCUAGAUGCCCUGGAGAAUGCCCAGGCCAUCAAGCAGAAGCUGGGCAAACUGGGCCGGCGGGCGCUGCCCCCAUCAGAGCUGCUCGACCAUCUCUUCUUUCACUAUGAGUUCCAGAACCAGCGCUUCUCCGCUGAGGUGCUCGCCUCCCUGCACCAGCUCAGCCUGGCAGGCGUGCGCAUGACACCCCUCAAAUGCACAGUGGUGGCGGCGGUCCUGGGCAGUGGGAGGCAUGCCCUGCACGAGGUGAACUUGGCCUCUUGCCAGCUGGACCCUGCUGGCCUACGCACACUCAUGCCUGUCUUCUUGCGUGCCCGGAAGCUGGGCUUGCAACUCAACAGCCUGGGCCCAGAGGCCUGCAGGGACCUCCGAGACCUGCUGCUGCAUGAGCAGUGCCAGGUUACCACCCUGCGGCUGUCCAACAAUCCGCUGACUGCCGAGGGUGUGGCCUUGCUGGUGGAGGGCCUAGCGGGAAACACCUCGCUGACACACCUGUCCCUGCUACACACGGGCCUUGGGGAUGAGGGCCUGGAGCUCCUGGCUGCCCAGCUGGACCGUAAUCAACGGCUACAGGAGCUGAAUGUGGCCUAUAAUGGCGCUGGCGACACAGCGGCCCUGGCCUUGGCCAAGGCUGCCUGGAAGCACCCUUCCUUGGAGCUGCUGCACCUCUACUUUAAUGAGCUGAGCUCAGAGGGCCGCCAGCUCCUGCGGGACUUGGGGGGCACUGCUGAAGGCCAUGCCCGGGUUGUGGUAUCGCUGACAGAGGGGACAGCAGUGUCAGAGUACUGGUCAGUGAUCCUCAGUGAAGUCCAGCGGAACCUCAACAGCUGGGAUCGGGGCCGGGUCCAGCGCCAUCUUGAACUAUUGCUGCGGGACCUGGAAGAUAACCGAGGAGCCACCCUUAAUCCUUGGCGCAAGGCCCAGCUACUUCGAGUGGAGGGUGAGGUCAGGGCCCUCCUGGAGCAGCUGGGAGGCCCUGGAAGCUGAGGCAGUGGGAGCAGGCACCUAGCCGGGUGACCCCGAUUCCCAAGCCCCACCUCUGUUGUCCUCUGGUGUGCAUUACUACUCUGUGAAGAUCCCUUCACAGCUGGAGUCAAAGGACUGGGCACAGCUGUACCAGUGGCCCUCCUGGAACAUGUCCAACCAAUCCUCCCAAGUCUGGAAUUUCCAGGGUCCUGAAACAUGCUCCUCUCCAUUGGGCUGGAAGGACGAAGGAUGUGGCAUUUUUGUGGCUAAACUGCCCUGUAGCACCACCACUAACUUUGUCCCUCUCUCCUCUCAAGAGCCUCUGUGCCACCAGGCGGUGCACUUCUUAUGUCCGCCUUGCCAGGGGUGUUUUCCAGAUGUGUUGGGGGGCUUCCACCUCCUGCCUUUAUGCUUUCUGUGGACACCCAGGACAUCCACAGCCACCCUCCUCUCAUUGGUGCUUUCUGCUCAGCCUCACGCUUCUCUUACCACAAUGGCACUUGUGCUCAGUGGUCCCAGCUGGCAUGUGUGCUGACUCACUGUUAUUAAAAAACA